Molecule: messenger RNA, 13415 nt
Organism: Grus americana (Whooping crane)
Lineage: Eukaryota; Metazoa; Chordata; Aves; Gruiformes; Gruidae
Gene: KIF26B
Product: kinesin family member 26B
Exons: 15
Coding region: 75-6437 (2120 amino acids)
Biological process (GO): microtubule-based movement
Molecular function (GO): ATP binding; microtubule binding; microtubule motor activity
Source: RefSeq, a predicted model, not a curated record
CGGGACCGGCUAUCCCCUUUAGAUGCGGACUGGGAAACCUGUAGGAAAUUCUCCCGCCGCGCUGCGAAGCCACCAUGAAUUCAGUGGCUGGAAAUAAGGAGAGGAUUGCGGUCACGCCUCGGAGCAAAAAAUACGGGGUGACCGACCCCUGCUCCCCCACCAAGCCCGCCGCCCCCUUCUCCCCCGAGAGCUGGUACCGGAAGGCGUACGAGGAGUCCCGGGCGGGGAGUCGCCCAGCCCCGGAGGGAGCCGGUUCUGCCCUGGGUUCCUCCGGCACCCCGUCCCCCGGCUCCGGCACCUCCUCGCCGGGUUCCUUCACCGGCUCGCCGGGACCCGCCUCGCCCGGCAUUGGCACCAGUUCCCCCGGAUCGCUGGGCGGCUCGCCGGGAUUCGGCACUGGCUCGCCGGGUUCCGGCAGCGGCGGCGGCUCCUCGCCGGGCUCCGACCGCGGCGUCUGGUGCGAGCACUGCAAUGCCCGCCUGGCGGAGCUGAAGAGGCAGGCGCUGAAGCUCCUCAUCCCCGGGCCCGUCAGCAGCAAGGACCCAGGUUUCUCUUCGGUGAUUCAUGACAAACUCCAGGUUCCCAAUACCAUUCGUAAGGCAUGGAACGAGAAGGACAACAGAUGUGACGUUUGUGCCACGCACCUGAACCAGCUGAAGCAAGAGGCCAUUCAGAUGGUGCUGACCUUAGAGCAAGCCGCCAACUCGGAACAUUACGAUGCCUCGCCAGGCUCUCCCCCACCUCUCUCCAAUAUCCCCACGUUAGUGAGUCCCCGGCACAUGGGCAGUCUGCAGCCCAGGGACUGGGCAUACGUGCCUGCUCAGUAUGCUACAUCUAAUUAUACAGGCUUUGUUGCCAACAAACACAGUGGAAAACCUAACAGUCUAGGAAUUGCCAAUGGCGUGGAGAAGAAAAAUGGCUCUCCUGGACACCAAGCCAAGGUCAGCUUUCAAAUGGCCACCAGCCCCAGCAACGGUAACGUUCUCAACUCUGUGGCUAUCCAGGCUCAUCAGUACCUUGACGGCACCUGGUCUUUGUCAAGAACAAACGGCAUCACUUUAUAUCCCUACCAAAUAUCUCAGCUUAUGACAGAGACUAGUCGAGAGGGCCUGACUGAAGCAGCAUUGAACCGCUACAAUGCAGAUAAACCCUCCAUGUACAGCUUCCCUGCUUCCCAGAGCACAUAUGUUGCCAGUGAAGUAUCCACAGGCACCUCGGUGGCAGCAUCAUUUUUUGCCAGAGCCGCACAGAAAUUGAACCUGUCUUCCAAAAAGAAGAAGCACAGGCCUUCUGCAUCAUCUGUUCCUGAAUCUCCUCUCUUCUCUACCAGUUUCAGCAGUAUUCUUCAGACUUCGCCACCCCCUGCACCACCAUGUUUGUUGAGGGCAGUCAGCAAAGUGAAAGACACCCCCGGUUUGGGCAAGGUCAAAGUCAUGGUGCGCAUUUCUUCCACGCUUGCCAGAGACACGUCUGAGUCCAGCUCUUUCUUAAAAGUUGACCCCCGUAAGAAGCAAAUCACGCUGUAUGACCCAUUGGCCUGUGGAGGUCAGAAUGUUUUCCAGAAAAGGGGCAACCAGGUUCCACCCAAGAUGUUUGCUUUUGAUGCAGUCUUCCCCCAAGAUGCAUCACAGGCUGAAGUAUGUGCUGGGACUGUGGCUGAGGUGAUCCAGUCUGUGGUCAAUGGGGCAGAUGGCUGUGUGUUCUGCUUUGGCCAUGCCAAGCUUGGGAAGUCAUACACCAUGAUUGGGAAGGAUGAUUCCAUGCAAAACCUCGGCAUAAUCCCUUGUGCCAUCUCCUGGCUCUUCAAGUUGAUUAAUGAACGCAAAGAGAAGACAGGAGCCCGCUUCUCUGUCCGAAUUUCUGCAGUGGAGGUGUGGGGGAAAGAAGAAAACCUGAGAGACCUGUUGUCAGAAGUAGCUACAGGCAGCCUGCAAGAUGGCCAGUCCCCAGGUGUCUACCUUUGUGAGGACCCCAUUUGUGGCAUGCAGCUUCAGAAUCAGAGCGAGCUCCGUGCCCCUACGGCAGAGAAGGCUGCCUUCUUCCUCGACGCCGCCAUCGCCUCGCGUCGCAGCAGCCAGCGGGACUGUGACGAGGAGGAUCACCGCAACUCCCACAUGCUCUUCACUCUGCACAUCUACCAGUACCGCAUGGAGAAGAGCGGCAAAGGCGGAAUGUCUGGAGGUCGCAGCCGCUUGCACCUUAUCGACCUGGGUAGCUGCGUGAAAGUGCUGAGCAAAAACCGGGAGGGAAGCUCUGGCCUCUGUCUCUCAUUGUCAGCACUAGGCAACGUCAUCCUUGCCCUGGUCAAUGGAAGCAAACACAUCCCGUACAAAGACAGCAAGCUCACCAUGUUGCUUCGAGAGUCCUUGGGGAAUAUGAACUGCCGCACCACAAUGAUAGCUCACAUUUCAGCCGCUGCGGGGAACUACGCUGAGACGCUGUCCACCAUCCAGAUUGCAUCAAGGGUUCUCAGGAUGAAGAAAAAGAAAACUAAGUACACAUCAAGUUCUUCUGGAGGAGAGAGCUCUUGUGAGGAGGGCAGGAUGCGGAGGCCAACUCAGCUGAGGCCUUUCCAUUCUAGAAAUACUGUUGACCCAGACUUCCCUAUUUUGCAUUUGUCAAGUGAUCCUGAUUAUUCAUCCAGCAGUGAGCAGUCGUGUGACACGGUGAUUUACGUUGGCCCCAAUGGCACUGCCCUUUCUGAUAAGGAACUGACUGAUAAUGAGGGUCCCCCUGACUUUGUUCCCAUAGUUCCUGCUCUGCAAAAGACCAAAAACGAGGGCAGGUUGGAGGAAGUUAGUGAAUCAGGGCCCAGCACAUCUGAAAGAGACUGCCUGAAGUGCAACACCUUUGCAGAGCUCCAGGAGAGGCUGGAUUGCAUAGAUGGCAGUGAAGAGACCGACAAAUUUCCCUUUGAAGAGAUGCCUGCUCAAUUUAGCUCAGACCAGAUGUCUAAGUGCUCUGUCUCAAGCCAGCUGGCAGAGCUUAGCCACUUACCAGAGUCAGAUAAGGAAGACACAAUGCCAGAAUGUCAGCAUCCUGAUAGAGAAGCCAAGGAAAAUAAAAAUGCAACACCCAGCAAAACUAAGAGAAAUCACUCCCCUGUUCCUUCCGGAGCUCUUACUAAUGUUUCAACUCCUUCUUCUCCCAGGAGUGUAACGGGCAGCUCUAGUAAAGAGCUUAGCUCUUGUCAGUUAGCACACAGCACCAGCUUGCAGAGCAGCAGAGAAAGUCUCAACAACUGUGGAUUUGUGGAAGGCAAACCUCGGCCAAUGGGUUCGCCCCGGCUUGGCAUUGCAAGCCUCUCGAAGACAUCUGAGUACAAGCCACCUACUUCUCCUUCCCAGAGGUGCAAGGUCUAUACACAGAAAGGAGUCCUGCCUGGCUCUGCUCCCCCACCAGCUCCCCUGAGUAAGGAUACUGGGAUGAUGUCUAGUGAAUCUUUAUUGCAGCCAGAAAUCCGGACCCCACCUGUAGGCAUGAGUCCUCAGAUCAUGAAGAAGACUGUGUCCUCCAGCAAUGAGGAUUUGGAAGAGACCAUUCUUGAUGAAGAUCGGCAACAAAGCAUUUCUCCAGAAUCCAAGAAGGAGAUUCUGAGCACCACCAUGGUGACUGUGCAGCAGCCAUUAGAGCUGAAUGGAGAGGAUGAGCUGGUGUUCACCCUUGUAGAAGAGCUAACUAUUAGUGGUGUCCUUGACAAUGGGCGUCCAACCAGUAUCAUCAGUUUUAACAGUGACUGCUCUGUGCAGGCUUUGGCUUCUGGGUCUAGGCCAGUCAGUAUUAUCAGCAGCAUAUCUGAAGACCUUGAAUGUUAUUCCAGUGCAGCUCCUGUGUCUGAAGUCAGCAUCACACAGUUCCUUCCACUUCCAAAGCUAGGCCUGGAUGACAAAUCCCAGGAUGAUGGCAGCAGGCGCUCAUCUAUAAGCUCAUGGUUGAGUGAAAUGAGCACAGGGAGUGAUGGUGAACAAUCGUGCCACAGCUUCAUAGCUCAGGCAUGCUAUGGGCAUGGGGAAGCAAUGGCAGAACCCCCUGUCUCUGAGUUUGCAAGCACCAUACAAAGUGCCAGCAUGAUUUGUGUAAGUGACAAACAGAAACCAGUGACUGACAACAUGCUUAUACUGUCAGAAAUGGGGGAGGAAGCUUUCGGCAAAGCACCACCCAUCAAAGGCUGUAAAAUAGCAGCUCUAGGGAAAACUACCGUCACAAUCAAAAACACCGCAAGCCUCAGCAGCUGUGAAGGCUACAUCCCAAUGAAGACAAACAUUACUGUAUAUCCAUGCAUUGCUGUUAAUCCCUUCAAAGCACAAGACACUGAUGAUGCUGUACCGGCAGUGACUGCAGACCCGAAGGUUGCUCAUCCCCAUGAUGGGAAAGAAUCCAGUGCUAAGAAGGAUAUCAAAUUUGAAGACCCUUGGCUGAAGAGAGAAGAAGAUGUAAAAAAGGACAGCUCUGGGAGCAGUGAUGGGCCAAGGCCUGACACGGCCGCAGUUUCAGCCAAGCCUGAGCACAGCACAAAGCAGCCUUCAGCAGACAGGUUUAGCAGCAGCAGCAGCAGCGGGGAUGCCUCUAUCUCCCCAGGAUCUGACAGUCUAAAGAGGAUUGUGGAUGGGUGUGAGGUGGCAGCGUCUGGCCCUGCAACCCAAAGCCCUGUUCAUUCCAGUGAUGGCUUGAAGAGCAGCAGCCUCCCUCGUGGGCUCCCGAAGGCAAGCAAGCUGGAGGAGCCUGACAGUCACCUCCAUCCUACUGCCGCUGACACCAGCGGAGUCGGCUCUCCUGCCCUCCCCCAGUUUUCUAAGACUAGCCUUGACAAGAAAAUGGCUUCUCCCAAACACUGUGUCCUCACUCGUCCCAAAGGGACCCCUCCUCUGCCACCGGUGAGAAAGUCAAGCUUGGAUCAGAAGAACAGAGCCAGCCCCCAGCACAGUGCAGCCAGCAGCACCACGAGCAGUCCCUCCAGCCAGCCCGGGUCCUUCCUGGCCAGCUUCCCUGAGGAGCUGAAUGCCAAACAGAAGGGCCCUGGCAUUGACAGCAGUGGCAACAACAGCAGCAGCAAGCUCUUCAGUGCCAAACUGGAGCAGCUCGCCAGCAGGACCAACUCCCUCGGGAGGUCCACAGGAAGCCACUAUGAGUGUUUGUCGCUGGAAAGAGCGGAAAGCUUGUCCUCUGUGAGUUCCAAAAUGAGCCCUGGCAAAGACACCACCAUGCCUAGGGCCGGAAGGAGCCUCAGCCGCAGCGUCAUGUCCUCACCUACCAACUCAGGCCUCUCCCAGUCAGCAGGUGCCUCCCUGAAAGCCAGCCAGUCAAAGAUCUCUGCGGUCAGCAAGCUCCUGCUGGCGAGUCCCAAGGCCCGCAGCCUGUCUGCCUCUGCCACCAAAACGCUCAGCUUCUCCACCAAGUCUCUGCCCCAGUCCGUUGGGCAGAGCUCCAGUUUGCCUCCAAGUGGGAAGAACAUGUCCUGGUCGACCCAGUCCCUCAGCAGAACCCGGGGCUCCAGCCUUGCUUCCAAAUUGCCUCUUCGGGCUGUCAACGGGCGGAUUUCAGAGCUGCUCCAAGGGAGCGCCAGUGCCAGAGGCUUACAACCGCGAGGAAGCUCAGAGGCAGACGAGCGUGGAGGCCUUCCCGGAGAUGAGAAGCCGGCUGUUCACAUGCUGCCUUCACCUUACAGCAAGAUCACCCCUCCUCGGAAACCUCACCGCUGCAGCAGUGGUCAUGGGAGCGACAACAGCAGUGUCCUGAGUGGGGAGCUGCCCCCCGCCAUGGGGAAAACAGCCCUCUUCUACCACAGCGGGGGGAGCAGCGGCUACGAGAGCAUGAUGAGGGACAGUGAGGCGACGGGGAGCGCCUCUUCAGCACAAGACUCCAUGAGUGAGAACAGCAGCUCUGCGAGUGGCAGGUGCCGAAGUCUCAAAAAUCCAAAGAAACGAUCAAAUGCAGGUUCACAGAGACGGAGGCUUAUUCCAGCUUUAUCACUUGAUACCACUUCCCCAGCAAGGAAGCCUGCCAACAGCCCUGGGGUCCGCUGGGUGGAUGGGCCCCUGCGAAGUGGGCAGAGGGGGCUGGGGGAGCCCUUUGAGAUCAAAGUCUAUGAGAUAGAUGAUGUGGAGAGGCUCCAGCGGCGACGAGGUGGGGACAGCAAGGAGGUGAUAUGUUUCAAUGCCAAGCUGAAAAUCCUGGAACAUCGCCAGCAGAGAAUUGCUGAGGUCAAGGCCAAGUAUGAGUGGUUAAUGAGAGAACUGGAGGUGACCAAACAGUACCUGAUGCUGGAUCCUAAUAAAUGGCUAAGUGAAUUUGAUCUGGAGCAGGUAUUUGAGCUGGAUUCUCUGGAAUACCUGGAGGCCCUGGAAUGUGUGACUGAGCGCUUGGAAAACCGUGUCAACUUCUGCAAGGCCCAUCUCAUGAUGAUCACCUGUUUUGACAUCACCUCUAGACGCCGAUAAAGUAUGAACCUCAACAGAAUUUCAGUGCGCAUCUCUGCCAUCCUCCUUUUCCCUUCUGAAUAGCAUCCCAAAGACAACAGAAUGAGGAUGAAGGUUGGAGUCAAGUCUCAACUGUGUGUAUGAGGAUUUGCAAUACUAUACAGAAGAGUAGUAUUAAAAAAAACAGGACGAGCAUGAAAAAUGGAGAUAUAAGGUUGUUGAUUCUCUUAGCCUAAAAGAGCACUUUGAGGAACCUUUAAGGACAUGUCUGUAAAUAAGAACUGCUGGCAGAAGACACUUCUUUCCCUGCGUUAGCUGAGGGAGGAGGAAAGAUGGUUGUAGGACUUCCAUUGAGAGGUUCAUUAAAAGAAAACCUAUCCAGAAAAACUGUUUAAGUGCCUUGCAAAUCUUUAUUAUCCAAACAUUUAUGUUCAUACUUUAUUGUGUACAGAUGGUGCUAGUCAAGAAAAGAAAAAGGAAAAAAACACACUUUUGAAAUGUAUUUACAGCUUGUUUUUCUCUUGGUGUUUUCUCCUAUUUCAGACUUGCUGUUUCUAAGUAACUUGUGUUUGUAGAGAUAUUUCCUAAUCAGUACAACAUAUGAAUAAAUGUUAACUGUCUUUUCUUGUUACCAGAGUAAGGCCACUCAAAGAGAAAGUCAGCUUUCCCAGAUGACACAAAAAAUAUUUCUAGCAGUGAGUAAGGUUUGUUUAUAUGUUCUUCUGAACUAUCUUAUAUGAUGGAGGACACAGUAAUUUUCCCAGCCUGUAGGUUCUGCACUGUAUGAGAGAGGAGAGGUGACAUUACCGUGGAGUAAAUAUCUUUUCCAUUUGAUCCAACCCCCAUAACCUGUUUUCUUUUUCAUGUAUUUUUAGCUUCGCACUGGCUAGAGUUAUGGAUGAGGAGGCACUUUUAUCCUAACACCUUUUUUCUGGUGCUAAUAACUUGCUGGAAAGUUAUUCUUUAGGUUGAGGGCUGCCAUGCUUAUCAGUCCAAAAAUGAAUGAUUUAUUCUGUCUUUCUUUCUUGAGACUGACUGAUAGAAUUUAGCUUCACCUAUUUUUGAUAUAUACCACUGCAAAACAUGUUUUUUUAUGACAGCCCAGUCUGUCCAUAGUCACAGUCGUACCUGAGAAGUGCAGACUCUGCUCAGCUCAGCACGUCUGGAAAUAAAUGGGAGUCAUGAGUGAGUGGACAUAGCACUUCAGGCACGUUGGCUAUGGCAUUUACCUUAUCAACCCUCCAGUAUUGAAGCCAUGGCAAAAUUCACAUUGACAUCAAAAGGAGCAGGGUCUGCACCUCAACACACAUCCAAAUGUUCUACUUGUUUGCCUCUUUAUCUACAAAACAGUAUGUGGGAAAGAACAUCCUUUGUGUUUCUUAAAGAAAUGUGUGAAAUCUGCAUUUUAAUUAUGUAUGUGCAUGAAGAAUUAUUUUGUCGAAUUAGGUUUCUUCAUCUAUAUUGAAAUAAGCCCAUUCACAAAAAUUCUUCUCACAUACAGUUGUGCUACUCUCUGGUUGCUUAUGAGAAAAUGAGAGCAUCAUUUAACAUAUACUCAAUAUGCAUCAAUUUACUGCUGUACUUAAAUGCAACUCUUCUUCUACCUGCACUGUCAUAUUAAUGCCAUCUUACAAUAUCCCAAGCAGCAAGUCCCAAUGGAAAAAUAACGCUACAAAAAUACUAAUAGAUUUUCUAGUGGUUAGUUAAAAAAAAAAGCUUUUUUUUAAAAAAAAAAGAAGAUAGAAAUAACAUUUGUAUAGUUUUAUUUUCUUUUAAUACUCUAAAAUUUGUAAUAACAAAUUUUAUUCAUUCUAUUAACCUUGUCACUGGAUUUUGUAGAAGAUCCUUCUUACAUUCUAUAGGAUUAUUUGGAAGGAAAAAAGGUCCUAUAUGAAAGUCGCUUUCUAGUCUGUUCCACAGCAUUUUCCUAUCAUGAAACGCAUAUUCCAAGUCAGUAUUAAAGACAUAGGUCUGAUCUCUCUCCCCUCCUCUCUCAAGGCAAAAAAACCCUCUGAAAAAAACCCCCAAACAAUGCAAUUAUCUAGCUUUGUUUCUCUUUGUAAUGAUUUCAGUAGCGUUUGUUAUGUAUUGGUUCUGUUGAGGGAUCUCUUUUCUGCAGAGCCCCAUGAAUUCAGUACAGCCCCAUAGAGCUACAGGAACCCCUCCUGCUGUUUUGUGCUGGAUGAAGACCUAGCACCCUUGGGAUAUGGGGUGCGUCUCUCUUUAUGGGCUCAGUCCCGCAGAGCCCCAGAUACGCGCUGCCAGGUCAUGUACGCACAGGAGAGAGGCUUUCACAGCCAGCUUCCAUCUCUCACUCUCCUGUAUCCGCAGGUAGCUCUGUACUGCUCUCACCUGUGGCGCUGCACUAAGCCCAUCUACCAGGCCAUGUAAGAACCCCCCUCCGCGAAGUUGUGCGCAUGAAAUUAAAUGUUGCCUUCUUUAAGCUUAAGCAUUUCUGAAAUAUAUGUUUGCUGGAAGGUGGUCAUUGCAUUGUCCUUGAAAACAAGCAGCCCAAAAUGCUCCCCUGCGGUGAGAUGGUAAAUGGCAAGCGGUACAGUAGAAGUAAACACACUUGACAGAAAGAAAGUGAAAUCCUAGCAAAUGGUGCAUGCAUGGAAUGCUUUAUUAUCAAGAGAUGCCCUCUCACAUAGCCUGGGACUUAUAUAGAAAUGGUGAUGUUUCUGUAAAUCAAGUGGACGCAUUUCAGAGCUAUUGUAAAAUAUCUAUUAUGUGUAUUAUUCCUCAGUAUCAUUAACUCAAUCAUUCAUUGUCUUUAGAUUUGAUACUUCUGUAGAUUAGGAAGCGCAGCAAAAAGCGCAUCUAUCUAGCCAUUGUUUUAAAAAGUAAGAGCAUAUGUUUGCUGCCUUUAUCACGAUAGACCAAAAUUGAUUCCUGAAACCAAAUGUAUUAUAUCAAGGAUGAAUUUGGCAUACUGAAAAUACCAACUGAGCAGAAUCACAGUCCUUACAAAUAUUUUAUUUCUGAGGACUUAAUUAGAGUGGCCAUUAACACUCCCAUCAUAUACUUGUAUUCAUAUCCUAAAAUCCAUACUCAUCUUCUCCUUUUUGACUUUCUGUCAGUGCAUUUCAAAAUUUGACACUCUAUUUUGGGGAAUUGUGGUGGCUUAAUGCAUAAGAGGGAAUGAAAAUUUGUGGAGAUUUGACAUCUGCACAAUGUUUUCUCAUUGAAAAUAGCUUUUUACUUCAGAAUUUAUAUUCUUAUAGUUCAAAUAUCUGCCAAACAUAUAAUUAAAAGCAUCAGGGCCUUAUUACCAAAUUGAUCUUAGUCUACGAUAGGCAGCACUUUACAGAAGACCCAUACACUUCUGCAAGUCAUCCAGGAAGUCCCAUUCUUUAGCAAUUGCCAGCAUAAUGCUGGUUUUAAUGUGAUUUUUUAAAAAGCUUCAAGUUGCCUAAAAUACUCAAGAGCAACGUGAAUGGACUGCUUAAUCAUUUGCAUAUUCAGAAAUCAAUCUUAUUUCCCUGGGACAGCUUUAGUAGGAAACAGCAAUGUUAAUGUAAUCAGGUUUGAAGGUUAAUUCUUUGUUCGCGUGUGUAACAGGAGAUCACAGUUCUUCAUUGUCGGGUGGCGUAAUGGCUGCAGACUACCACCACUGCUCCGCAGCCCCAGCGCUGCGCUCGGGCACGGGCAGCUGGGGCGGUUUGGGCUUCAUUCUGAGAACUCCUCCUCUUGGCAUAUGUGAACCUUGUUUAUGCAAGGGACAGAACUCACUUUAUAACCACAAAUUCAUGUGAAACAGUAGACUGGAGAGUUUGGCUGUGGUCUGAAUUCAGACAUCCCACUGGUCUGCAUGCGGUCUCGCAGCGGGCAGAAAGCCACGGGUCAGUCGCACACCCACCGAAUCCGGUGCGCUGGGUCACUUCCUAUCCUCAAGGGUGUGGGAGAGCCCCAAUUCCCGGUGUGUUUGUCAUAAUGACAGGCGCCAUUUGUCCUGCCGUGCAUGCCUUGCAUUUGCCUCAAAUUGAUUUCUUGUCAAUUCAUUCAGAUCUAGGCAAUCAGACGUAUUAUUUCACAGAAAGGCAAGGAAGCAAACCGAUACCCAGGCUCCCCCUUCUUAGCUCUUUACUGGGUAUGUUCUCAUCUCAUCUGUGCUGGUACAACUGAGGCACAAUUGUGUUAAAAGGAGAGUUAUAGCAGUGUAAAGCCAGUUGCAAGGAACAGGAAAAUUCAUCCACCUGCCAUUUCUGGGUAUUUACUGUGCUGCUAGUUUGAAGAAUAUGUUCCUCUUACCUGCUCGACACCCCCUCAUUUGCCCUGCACAGGGCUGUCACUGAACACCUGCUGGCUUCAAUCCAGUCUUGGAAGACUACCACCGCCAUACAACGUAACUUCUGAAACUUGCAGCUACAUAAAAUAGGAACUGGUAAAUGGCAAGGGCAUGAUCCUCUGACACAAAGCAAGCUAAGUGAGAGCUGCAGAUAAUGUACAGAAAAGGAUGAAAGGUACACACUGACAUUUUUUUCUUUCAUCUCUGAACAUAGCAAUUAUAGAGGCAGAAAGCUGGGAGUGAUGCUGGGAGUAAUGCACAUCAUGUCCAAGCUUGCUUACAGGAUAGACUCAGUCCAUCUUGAAGUGUUUCGUUUUUUGUUUUUUUUUUCAUUUAUCUCGAUAAUAUGGUUUUUCUUAAAAUAGCGACUGUUACCUGUGGCAUGGAAUUAAAAUUUUAUGACAGCUGAAGUGUCUGGACUCUUUAGCAAACAUUGCCUUUUACAAAUGUUUGUGAUUUUGUUGCACAUUUUCUUUCUGAGCUAGAAAUAAUCAUUAAAAUAAUAGAGGGUUGUAUAUACAUACAGAUGAAUGUAUACGUACACAGCCUGAGAGAGAGACGCUUCUGCCCCCAUUAUUGUGGGGAGGUGGCAUAGCUGUUCACAAAUUGCAACGACAUACUCUCCUUCCUCCUCCAAGGAAUACCUAUAAAACCUUUCUCAUUGCAUUCACCAAGAUGAAGCUGACUUAUGCAACACUAUUAGCAAAACUUAUGCUUGAAACACUUUCGAAGGUUUCUUUUAAAGCUUCUUUUCUUCCCCAUGUUCUUCAGACUACAAAGCCAAGUCGCUACAAUUCCCAUGGAGAGGCUGUUGUUGAAACGUUAAAGCCUGUAAAAGUAAUCCAAAUGAACUACUCUGUAUUUCAGGGUGUCAUGAAUUUAAGGCAAGAUAUCUUACAAUCAUGGCUCUUAAAUGCAACAAUUUCUGCAUAUGCAUGAGCCAUACAGCAUAGUUACAUCAAUUGAAAGCCUGGACUCUUAGCUCCCCAUGAGAUAAAGCUCUCUGUCUAGUCCUAAUAGUUAUAAAAUUGUGACUUUAAGCUUCUGCAUUGCGAAGUACUGCCUAAAGUAAAUAUGAUUCUCAUAAACCAGAGGUUGAGUGACCCUCUGAUGCCAGUUCAUAUGGGAGAGAUGGUUGCACAGCUACAGGGAUGCACCAGCUCGCUGCAGAGAUCAAAGUGUUCGUAUCACUAAAUACUGAUAGGAGGAGAUGAUGACCAUAUAGACAGGUGCUAUUUCUCAAAUCCACUGAUGAGCGACAUACCUUGCUUAAUCCUGAUGUCCUCACGGUCUUUGUUUUGUUACUCCAUAGGCUUUUGCAUUGGUGACACCCAGCAGUUUUUGGAGCCACAAGGCUGGCCGUCGCCAGCUAUUGCAAGAUUUGAAACAGGUUUCCAAAUAACUAUGGCAAACAAAACUGUGAAUGAUUUGUCAAUGCAAAGUUAAUAAUCUCUAUAUCUCUUGCAUUUAUUGUGUGCUCAUCCCAGGGUUAUCUGAGCUUCCAUACAUGCUCUUGGUAAUAAUAAAGCAUUUUAUUAUUGUCUUUAUCUUUUCUUCUUUCUCCUUCUCAAGCAAGCUUUCAAAAAAAAAAAAAAAAAAAAGAAAAGAGAAAGGAAAAGAAAAGAAAAGAAAAAAAAGAAAAAUCAGUUUCCCUUGAAAAUGUAGCACCCUUAUCCUAACCCCAUUGAAGUCAAUAUGGAUUUUGCCACCAGCUUCACUGGCAGCAGACUUGUGCUCACUUAUGCAACAUUUUGAAGGUCACAAAGGGCAUGAUGAUUCUGCAAAGAAUGGAGGGGCUGAAAGUGAAAUAGUAACAUUCAUCUAUAAUAUUUCAAACCACCUUCAAAAAAACCUCCUGGACAGGAAAUAAAACACAACCCAAACCAUCUUACUUUGAGUGGUCCUACUUAAGUAUUGAGCAAACUUUAUAAUAAUGGUAAUAAAAUGGUGCUUGAGGCAGUUUCAGCUAUAUUACAUAUUCUCUAUAUACUAUAGAUAUGGAUGUAUUCACCCUCUAUAUUGUAUAUGUAUGUGUGUAUUUACAUAUAGCACACAUACAUAUAAGUUUUAUGUAUGCAUAGAUACUAACUUUUUUAAGUUUCACUUCUUUCCCUCUCAUAGCUGAAACUGCUGGUUACUAACAUCCACAUCAUAUUCUAUGUAUGAAGGAUAUAAUUUAUUUGUAAACUCAGGAUGUUCUUGUUUUAUAGAGUUGCUUGUAUUUUAUAAUUUAUUUACACAUCAUGGUUGGAAAUGCUUAUCUAAGUGCUAUGCAUUGAAGUGUAUGUUUGCUAAAUCCAUUUCACUCUGUCCGUGGCUACGUUCUUUCUCAUUAUAACAGUGGUAUAAAAUAGGGCUAAGGAGGAGACAUACUGAUGGAUACAGAACUUACACUGGUCCCACGAGUGGGUAAUUCCAGAAGAGGAUGUAUCAGUAGUAGAUAUAUAUAUUUUAUCAACUAAAUUUUAUGAGGGAAAAAAAAAAGAAAAGAAAAAGAAAGAACAGCAUGAGGACCAGUUCAAAAUGUGGAAAGUCACAGCCAUUUCCAAGUCAGUCAACAAAUGCAUUGAGCCUUUUGCCAUUAAAAUUGUAAAGUUUAUUGUUUGCUGGCUAAAAAAAAUAUCUCUUUUGUGGUAUCUGAGGUGUGAAACAUUGUCAAAAAUAUGAUGUCUGGAAAAAAAAAUCAAACUAUAGUGGCAUUAAAUGUUUAC